This is a messenger RNA of Bactrocera latifrons, 6723 nucleotides long. It is a transcript of the gene flz, whose product is annotated as mucin-2. Gene Ontology annotation, biological process: proteolysis. Gene Ontology annotation, molecular function: serine-type endopeptidase activity. Lineage: Eukaryota; Metazoa; Arthropoda; Insecta; Diptera; Tephritidae. The record is from RefSeq and is a predicted model, not a curated record.
CUGAUGGACGCAUGUGCGGCAGCUCGCUGUAGUGACUUGACUUCGCUUCCAACAUUGGACAUUUGUGCACCGAACAUUAAGCAAACACAAUAUAUUCUUUUAAAUAUAUACGUACGAACGCAUACAUACUGACAUGUAUGAGCGCACUAUAAAUUAAACUCGUUCGGAAUUUCUACAAAAAGCUUGUAGUGUGCGGUUCUUUAACGGUGCUGCGUGUUUAGCCGAGGCCGAAGCAAAGUAUUGUUAAUUUCUACUCACCUUUCUAAGUCUACUUUCUGUGCUCCAGAACGCAACAAUUAACUCAACAGCAUUGCAAAUAAAUAAUUGUCACGACGACGAACGCAUGGCGAACUCAAACAAAACUUAUUAAAUAGAAAAAUAAUUGAAAACUUCGACAAAUCGCGUAUUGACCGCAAAAUCUUAUUCAAAGACAUACAAUAAAAGGCAUACAAAAAAUAAGAAAAACAAAAAUCGAAAAAUAAACAAAAACAAACCAAACUUUGUAACAAAAGCAACGAAUUUGUUGUUGUAAUAUUUUGCCAAAAUUCUGUGCCGUGGAAAUUGUUCUAAUCUGCACUUCAGAAUAGCGCUGAAAUGCUGAAGUGGGUUAGCAAGGCGACGCGCCGCAGCGCGUGGCUAUCCACAACAAGAACAACGACAACAACGACGACGACGACGACGACGAAUGCCAAAAAGUCAACAGCAGCAACAACAGUGAAUACAACAACAAAAACACCAGCGACGGCAGCGCAUGCGCUGACCUCCAAAUCAACUUCAAUUAAUUUCGCCAUGUGGCUGCUAACAACCGUGUGUGUAGUGGCCGCAUUAGUGCAGGUGACAAAUGGAUUUAAGCCAAUUGAUGUGAAUAACAGUGAAGGACGAAAACUCUUCGGCGGCUACCGGAUAACACCGAAGCAUUGUCGCGCCACCAAAACGCUAGCGAUGAAUGACCCACGUAAAAAUGGACCCACAAUCUGUAUGUUCAAUCACGAGUGUGCGCAACGGAAUGGUGAAGUGGUAGGCGCGUGUAUGGAUGGUUUCCUCUUUGGCGCGUGUUGCCAAAUACCCAGUGAACAGGAUCUGGAGACUACGCUGCUAAAUGAUGCACAGAACUCCUACUAUCAACAACACCAACAGCAAAAGUUGCAAGAUGAGUAUGGCGGCGCCAACCAAGCGGUGGCACAAUCUUACGAAACAUAUGGCGAGAGUCAGCAACAGCACUCACAAGAGACCAAAUACAGUCCGCCAACAUUCAAGCCAAAAACAAAGCCACAGCGCAUACAGAAGCCGCAACAACAGCAGAAAUACAAGCCACAGCUACCGAUGCCCAUCUAUGGUGAUGUGGGGGACACGCCAUCCGAAGAGCUUAAGCAACCCGAAAACAGUUACACGCAAACAAAUAUAGAUAAAGUCUUCCAGCAGCUUGAGAGUAGCAGCAGCGCAGCAACUUCCUACGAAGCGCUGCAGACGCAGCUAGAAGACGCGGCCAGUAACAAGUAUCAAACGCAGGAAUCAGGGUCCAACACAAGCAACCUGUAUAUGAUGGAGUCGCUGGAAAGCGCACAACAGGAAAUUCAACCGUCAGUUGGACCCACUGCUUCCUAUUACGAGCAAGCGCAAUCCAUGCAAAUGGAGAGUCAACAAGCUGAUAGUCAACAGCAGGAGGAGGAGUUACAGCAACAACAGCAAGAGAAACAACAAGAACAACAGGCGCAGCAGCAACAACAGCACGAAAAUCAAGAUAUCUCGUUUGAGGGCGCUUCACAGUCUAGUUUGGCUAGUGAUGAUUCGAGCACGCAAUCUUCUAGCGUAGAGUGGGAGAAGGAAGCACAAAUGCAGCCGGAUCAAGUUGUUGCAAAUACCAAUAGUGUACAUGUAUCUUUCACCACCGCAGGCCCACCACUAAACGAUGACUUCGUUUUGGACCUGCUAAGCACCACAUUACCGCCAUCACUCGAAGAAGAGCCGACCUCGCUAACCACAACGGGUCUGCCAAUKCGCAUUGUGAAUGGACUCACCGAACCAAACAGCUCAUCGGAGUCGAACUCCUUCGAAGAGUUGCCAGUAACACAAAAUCCGGUGCAAGCCAAYGACUGGGAAGCGAAUACGACGGAAGAAGAUUCGAAAACCGAGCCGCAAGAGCAACAAACGGCCAAACCGCAACCCAAACCCAMACCAAAGCCACAGCAACAAACCAAGCGACCACAAGUACAAAUGUUUCGGCCACAACCACAAAGGCAACCGUCCCGACCACAAGUGCAACAGGCACAACAACAUAAACAGAAACCACAACAGCAACAGCAACAGCAACAUAACCACAACCAUCUCAUACUUGACGGCGCCGAGUUCACGCAUAGCGACAUCACACAUCCUGGCGCCGAUGCCGACUUAAUCGAGGAUGAUCUGCAAUUCUCAACCGGCUAUGGGCCACAGCCGGUGUACAUGGAAGCGCCUGUACGYCAACCUUCGCCUAUCAGCUAUCAACCAACAACCACUACAACAACAACGCAUACGUCAUUAGCGCCCGAGGACAAAUACGAUUUAGUGCAGAGCGUACACGAUGAGGAGGCUAGUAAAAAACCACCCACAUAUGGUGAGCCCACAACGGGCACCUCCAUCACCACACAUGUAGACUCCAUCGAAUCUAUAAUACUGCAGUUGAAUGGCACCACAAACCAUGGACCCACCUAUAAUAUUGUCAGUCAGCAACAACCGCAAACGAGUUCUUAUGAUGCGGCAGGCGAUGCAUCGGCAAGCAAAUAUGAACCAGCCGGUAGCGGUACAUAUUAUGGCACAACAACACCUAUCACAACAGGCGAAUUAGUGUAUGGCGGUGCAACAACAAAUUACUAUGAUGAAGUGGAGACCAAGCGCCCAGAGGAUUACUAUACCGAAAGUGAACAAUCGAAUACGCCGAACUACUCGCCGGUCACAGCGCAAGUACCCGCAUAUUUGGAGACUGAAAGCACCGACCUACAUUCCGCACAACAACAGCCUUCACAUUCGUAUGUGUCAAAGCCAUCUGUCAGCGCAGUCACACACGAAGUGCAAAGUUCAACGACCGCUGGCAAUUAUGCGGAAGACGCUGCCGCUGCGCUGGACGAACACACGAUACCGGCAAAUAAUUAUAACGAUGUAUUGCAAGCGUCGUCACACCAGACGCACGAGUUCAACAAAAUGCCCGUGCUCGGUAUUGCCUAUCCAGUUGAUAUGUCGCAUAUGGAGGAAGAGGGCAACUUUGCACCAGAUGUUGCAAGCAAUUACGGUCAUGUACAACAUGCAACCACCCAGGGCACAAUCGACAAAAUAGAUGAAGCUGAAACAGCGGACUCGAGCUACGCACAGGUACCUAUUAUUAGUGGCAAGCCACAACGUCCCGUAGCGCCGUAUGUUGGUAUGGUGAAUGUGCAGAAUUACAAUGGCGCCAAAUUGCCAACGACCGUUGUGUACAGUGAUGUGCCGCAGGAAGUAUCUGUCUCUUCGCAUGCGACUAAAGUACAAGAUACACAGGCAGCUUCGGCGUCCUAUCAUACACCUAAACCAGACACAUUGAGCACAAUCCAAUAUGUUGACAAAAGCACGRUCGCACAACGUCCAACAAUUAGCAAGACAACCGCAUCGGCCWAUUUGACUCCAACUACAACGCCGAUACCACCACGUCCACAAUAUAGCGYCGAACCUGUUGMUGUCACCUCAACAGCACGUCCUAUUUCCGGUAUAAUCACCUCGAGCGGUACUAGACCACGCCCGCGRCCACGUCCAAAACCGAGUACUACACGUCCGAAUAACAAAAAGAAACCGAGUGCAGCAAAGAAACCCACCACUGCCAGACCAUUGAGUACUUAUAGCCACACAGCAGCGCAACCUGCCAAUAAUUAUGGCGGCGAGCAGGUGCAAACAAAGAAACCAGCUGCACAACCCCCGAACAACUAUCAAAGUCCAACGCAAAAUACCAAGAAACCAGCCUCACAACUCGCUAACAAUUAUCAAGCGCCAAAUGUCAAUACCAAGAAGCCAACAGCGCAACUCUCGAACGACUAUCAAGAACCCAACUACAAUAAGAAGAAACCRGCACAACAACCAUCCAGCACGUAUAAUGACAACGCUCCAGAGAACGCAUAUGUGCAGCGACCAGUGCAAACGCAACAACCUGCGAAGAAACCAUCGAAACAACCCACCAAACAAAGUGUGAAGCGGCCAGUGAAACAACCGGCUAGCACCUACCAGCACAACAAACCCACAUACAUAAAGCGUCCUACUGCAACGCCACAGCCCAGCAACAACUAUAGCGCAAAACCCGCUGCAAAUACCUUUAAUGUUGAGCCGGUAUACCAGCGACCAGAGCAACAACCCACCUACAAUGCGGAGCCUGUGACCAGGAAACCAGCCAGUCAGUCGACAAAUGCAUACAAUGAUAAUACUUAUGGUACCACUGCGGCGACACAAAAACCCAUCAGUCACACGGCUGCCAUCUACGACGACCAUGUGGAUGAACAAAAUCUGCCCGAACAGGAUGCACAGUUGUCAACAGACAACUAUGACACUUAUGCACCAGAUACUAAACUAACCUCACAAGACUAUGGUCAAGACUAUGAUAAACCAGAUGCUGUCUACGAUCAAAAUGUUAAAGUACCACAACCCACUUUCGAAUCGGACGCAUAUUAUCCAGCGCCACAACCGUUGGGCGGCUCCACAAAUCGACCCAUUAUUGUACGCAAACCAAGUGUGGAAAGCGCAACACCAACCACAUCUCGUCCAUCCACAACAUUUAUUUACCACGAUUCCGAGGUACCGCCAAUCGUAACGGCCGAUGAUAAGCUCGACGUUUUCGUACACGGUACUGUGCAAUCGCAAGUUUAUGGCGGUGAUGCAAAGCCACAAUAUGCGGACCGUCCACAAUACACAUACGUACAUAAAAAACCUGGUUUCGUGAAGGUAACAUCGAAACCGAUAUCCACCACAAAUGGUGUUAUUACACCCAAGCCAACGCUAUUCACACUCAUCACAAAUAAUGAUUGGCCACAAAGACCGAGCAGCGCCGGCACGAUCUACGAUGACAAUGCAUUCCCGCCAACAACGYCAUUGCCCGCCUUCAGCAGCACCUCAUAUAUYUAUAGUCCCGUGGUGACGCGGCGGCCCGACUUGGCUAUAAACACGCCCGAAUAUGUCAACCUAGCCGGUGUCACAACGAAUGACUUCGAUGAUCCAGGUUACUAUGGUGCGCAGCAUGUCGCACAAAACGUUGCGCAGAAUGGUGUGCAUCCGGCCUUCACGCAAUCGAUAGCCGAUACCGAGUAUGGUGUACCCUCCGAUGAUCGUCCCGCAUUCCCAGGCUACUAUGGACCAACACCCACUUAUCCGCCAUUCGCCAUACCUGGUGAGAAACUGGGCGCGCCAGUCGAAGAGGAAACCUACACUUCGCCCAAUGACUUUGUGAACUUCCCACCUGUGCGUAAUCCCAACCUCAAUAUGUCGGCAACAUCGAGCGCCGUCACUACCGAUUUGGAACUGUCGACACCUGCCUUCGUUGAAGACGGUGUUUUGAAGGACAAAAUGAACACUUUAGUGCACAAGAUUGUCGAAUCGCUGCAGGGCAACUUCGACGCGCUGGCCGACAUGAUUGACGAAUCAAAUAACACUGCGCCGGCCGGACCACCAGCAACAUAUCAAGCGGCCGGCGCAGGCGCUGGUAGCGCGGCUACAACACGCAAACCGACAAGAAAACCAACACGAAUAGCCACACAAAAACCGACCACGCGACGACCAGCAACACGUGUUACCACCAAACAACCGACGCGUCGACCGGCAAACACUACCAGACGUCCGGCUACGCGACGUCCCACAACAACCACRCGUCGGCCGACUACGCGCAAGCCGACACGUCGUUUAACGACCACAACAACAACGCAAGCACCAGCCCAAGAUGAGUUGGUGGAYGAAGAGGAUGAAGAGGACGUAAAUCCGUUGGAUAAUGAGAUCGGUGACCAGGAUGAAGUUUAUGCUGGCGCUGGUGGACGCAAAUUUAAAUGCGGCGUACGGCCACACAUCAAAUCUGGCAGAAUUGUAGGCGGCAAAGGUUCCACAUUCGGCGCUUACCCAUGGCAAGUGCUCGUACGUGAAUCCACAUGGUUGGGACUUUUUACCAAGAACAAAUGUGGCGGCGUUUUGAUAACGAAUCGUUAUGUCAUCACAGCGGCGCAUUGUCAGCCGGGUUUCCUKGCCUCGUUAGUCGCUGUUAUGGGUGAGUUUGAUAUCUCAGGCGAUUUGGAGAGUAAACGUGCUGUUACGAAGAAUGUGAAGCGAGUCAUUGUCCACCGUCAAUACGAUCCGGCGACAUUCGAAAAUGAUUUGGCGUUGCUUGAACUCGAGAGCCCAGUACAAUUUGACACACAUAUAGGGUGACAGCGGUGGUCCAUUGGUGCUGCAGCGACCUGAUGGUCGUUACGAAUUAGCCGGCACUGUAUCGCACGGUAUCAAAUGUGCGGCGCCAUAUCUGCCCGGUGUAUAUAUGCGUACGACAUUCUACAAACCGUGGCUGCGCAGCAUAACGGGUGUCAAAUAAAUGACCCGCACAGCGCACAGCGAAAGCAACAGUCGGAGCCACAACACCAACAACAGCAACAAAAGUACAUAAAGCAACGCAAUAGCAAUAACAAUACCAACAUUGUCAUUAUACAUAUUAAAUACAGUUAGUUAGGUAUACAAAACGAUUACAUAUACACA